Messenger RNA from Miscanthus lutarioriparius, 1086 nucleotides. The record is from the annotation of a GenBank genome assembly. NCBI's taxonomy places the organism in Eukaryota, Viridiplantae, Streptophyta, Magnoliopsida, Poales, Poaceae.
AUGGCCAACGCCAAGGGCUCGUCCGCCGGCGCAGCAGGCCAUGGCGACCUCGGCAGGGCCAUUUCGCACGAGCAGCACUACCAGGCGUUCAUGGCUUCCGUGCGCCCGGGCGCCGCGAACGUGCACCAGCACCAGCACUUCCACCAGUACCCCGCCGGCCUGAUCCCAGCGCCGGUGGCAAUGCCGCCGGUUCACGUACCGGUGUCAUCACAGACCCCGUACUCCGCCCAGAUGAUCGUGGUGCCGCCGCCACAGCCGCUCAUCCCACCUCCAGACCACCGCAUGCACUCCCUGCCGCCUACCGGUUGCUACCAGGAUUAUUCUCCAUAUGGCAACACUGCAACCAUGAAUAUGCUCCAAACUCCUUCCUUUCACAGCAACCAUCAUGUCAAAGAGUCAGGUGCAGGGUUUUCAAAUAGCUUUAACAUGGCCCCAUCAGUGCCACCUACAUCCCCUUUUCAACUUAUGUCCCCAAGCUCAACCAACUACACUUCCACCCAAAUCUUCGAGGAAACCAACAAUUUAAAGGACACUUCAAGAGUCUUUGGAGGUUGGGAUAACGUAUGCAACAACAGUGAGGAACCGGAUCCCACUCCAGCUGUGGAGAUGGAAGACCUAAACCAGGGCAAUGGGCAUAUUAAUGUUACGAAUAAAAUAGCCAACUGUCAAGAUUACCAAAUGGUCUUGCGCAAGGACUUGACAAACAGUGAUGUUGGAAACAUUGGAAUAAUUGUGCUGCCAAAGAAGGAUGCUGAGCGUAACCUUCCAAUCUUGGAAUAUAACGAUGGCCUGAUACUGGAAAUGGACGAUUUUGAGCUCCCAGCUGUAUGGAAGUUUAAGUACAGGUACUGGACUAAUAAUAAUAGUAGGAUGUAUAUCUUGGAAACUAGAGGUGAAUUAUUUGUUAAGAGGCAUGGGCUUCAAGCUAGGGACAUCCUCAUCAUUUACAGGAAAUCUGGCAGAUAUGUUGCCCGUGCGGUGAAGGCUGAGGACAUACCAGCGCCAGAAUGCGAGUGCAUCAAGUCAGGCAUCCCCAGAGAAGAGUGCGGAUUCUCCUUCAGUCCUUUGAUCAGGAAGAGAUCAUAG